CUAUUUAACAGGUCCUAUUCCCCCAGAGAUAGGGAAUUUGAAAGCACUUGAAAGUCUGAGCUUGUCUGAAAAUAAUCUCACAGGUUCAAUCCCAAAAUCACUAGGUAGCACAACCAACUUGGCUCUUCUUUCCCUGGACAGAAACCAAUUUUCUGGUUCAAUUCCUGCUUCCUUAGGCAAUUUGAGUAAACUGGAAAUUCUGGAACUCCACGAUAACAAACUUUCUGAUGCCAUUCCGGAAGAGUUGGGACAAAUACCAGAGUUGGUUAUGUUGGAGAUGAGGGAAAAUCAGCUCUCUGGUCAGCUACCCAAACAACUUUGUCAAAAUAGCAAAUUUAUGUACUUCAGUGUGAGCAACAACUUGCUUACUGGUCCAAUCCCAAGAUGCCUGAGAAACUGCUUAAGCUUAAUUAGGGCCACUUUUAGUGGGAACCAGCUAACUGGUAACCUGAGAGAUGUUUGAUAUACUUCCAGGCUUGAAUAUGAUGGACCUUAGCAAUAACCAUUUCUACGGGGAGCUCUCAGGAUAUUUGUUGAGAUCUGCAAAUCUGAGAAUUUUGCGGAUGGCAAACAAUAACAUCUCAGGUUUUAUACCUUCAGGAUUGGGGAACUUAUCUCAAUUAAAUGAACUUGAUCUUUCUUCAAAUCAAUUAACUGGUGAAAUUCCAAAGGAAAUUGGGAAAGUAGCUUCUAUUAUAUAUCUGCGUCUGCAAGACAAUCAAUUUUAUGGAAGCAUACCUCUAGAAAUAGGAAUCCUAACAAAUCUGCUUUAUCUCGAUGUGUCCUCAAACACCUUGACUGGAUCCAUUCCAGGAUACUUGGGAGAUUGCCAGCAACUUUCUUAUUUAAACUUGAGCAACAACAAUUUAAGCCAAAAGAUUCCAGUUCAAAUAGUUAGGUUAGAUCACUUAUCCCUUUUGGAUUUAAGUAAUAAUUUGUUAUCAGGAGAGAUACCUUCUGAACUAAGCAGUUUGGAGAACCUCGAAGUGUUGGAUCUCUCACACAAUAACCUCUCUGGCUCUAUUCCUAGGGGCUUGGGAAAAUUGCCUGACUCAGUUCAUAUUGACCUAUCCUUUAAUAACUUAGAGGGUCCAGUUCCAAAUGGAACGGCUUUCAGGAAUGCCACCAUAGAAGAGUUAAAGGGAAACAAAGGCCUGUGUGGCAACAAUGCAGGGCUAAAACCUUGUGAAAAUCCUCAAAGGAAGGAGAAGGGGCACAAACGUGUUCUCAUAAUUGUACUCCCUCUUGUGGGAUCUCUCAUACUAGUUUGUGCAUCUUUGGGAGUUCUUAUCUGUUGUGAAAGAAGAAAAAGUAAAAGAACAACCAAUGGACAUGGCAUGGAUGUAAAGGAUGACAAUCUGUUUUCUAUAUCCACAUUUGAUGGAGAAGCAAUGUACAGAGAAAUCUUAAAAGCAACACAAGAAUUCAGUGACUUGUUUUACAUUGGAGGAGGAGGUUAUGGAAGUGUUUACAAGGCACAACUUUUGUCUGGUGCCACACUGGCUGUAAAGAGACUUCAUGACUUGUCCGAAAUGGCAGAUCAUGGAGGUUUCUUGAAUGAGAUAAGAGCUUUGACAAGAAUCAAACAUCAAAAUAUUGUCAACCUUUAUGGUUUCUGCUCAAAUGCUACACAUUCUCUUUUGGUUUAUGAGUACCUCGGACAAGGUAGCUUGGCCAAAAUUUUGAGAAUAGAUAAAGAAGCCACGGAGCUGGAUUGGGAAAAGAGGGUGAAUAUCAUUAGGGGUGUUGCUGAUGCUUUAUCUUAUAUGCAUCAUGAUUGUUCACAACCAAUAGUUCAUCGGGAUAUUUCCAGCUACAAUGUCUUGCUUGAUUCAGAAUAUCAGCCUCGUAUUUCUGACUUUGGCACUGCAAAGCUUCUCAAGAAGGGCUCGUCUAAUUGGAGUGCUCUUCCAGGUAGAUGUGGAUCUAUUGCACCAGAACUUUCAUACACGAUGAAGGCAACAGAGAAGUGUGAUGUUUAUAGCUUUGGCAUCCUGACAUUAGAAAUAAUCAGAGGGAGGCACCCUGGGGACCUAAUAGAUGUAUUGAUGUCUCAAAAACAGGGAAACAUAGAACUGAAGGAGUUGCUGGAUCAGAGACUUGCAUAUCCCUCACCAGAAAAUGAAAAGAUUUUGGUAUCUAUCCUCAAAAUAGCAAGAUCAUGUUUAGAGGUUGAUCCAAAAUCUAGGCCAACAAUGCUUGUCAUUUAUAGGUUGUUAUCAAUCGGAGCACCAGUUGUGCAGCAUCCUGGGCAAACAGCAGUGUGGAUUGGAGAUGAGACAAUGGAUGUCUAGAAGAUCUUGAGGCAUUACUGCAUGAAAAUCAAAUUCCAACAUUGUUAGACAAAGUUUUAAUGGGCAUGUGAAGAUAGUUACUUGGAAUAAUCUAUUGUCUUGAGUUUCAUUGGCAAA
Messenger RNA from Coffea arabica (coffee), 2411 nucleotides. NCBI's taxonomy places the organism in Eukaryota, Viridiplantae, Streptophyta, Magnoliopsida, Gentianales, Rubiaceae. The record is from RefSeq and is a predicted model, not a curated record.